AUGACUUUUUCCCACAGCGUAGCUGUGCUCUUGCUUAGGGGUGUAGGCGGUGACCCCCACACUACCUUGGCUCUGCUGCCUGACUCCAAGCUAGCCAAGGAGAAAGCAGAGGAUUCGUCGUCCCAGAUCUUUGACUCCGAUGAGAUGACCAUCAGGAUAGGUAGAGCUGGACCUCAUUCAGAUAAACUUGAGAAUGGCGACAUCUACCAGAGGAGACGAGGACCUCCUGUGGGCCACUCUGAUGGACACGAAGUAGAAAAUAAACACCAUGAAGAGGUUAGCCAGGCGAGAAGCAGCUGGCGUCGGAUUCUGCUUCUCAUCUUAGCCAUCACCAUCCAUAACAUCCCAGAGGGCUUGGCUGUAGGAGUUGGUUUCGGAGCUGUAGGAAAGACGACUUCUGCCACUUUUGAGAGUGCCAGAAACUUGGCCAUUGGAAUUGGUAUUCAGAACUUUCCAGAAGGCCUGGCAGUGAGCCUACCACUGCAGGGUUCAGGGAUCUCAACAUGGAAGGCCUUCUGGUACGGUCAGCUCAGCGGGAUGGUGGAACCCAUCGCUGGCCUGCUGGGAGCUGGCGCCGUUGUCCUGGCAGAGCCUCUGCUGCCGUACGCAUUGGCGUUUGCAGCCGGGGCGAUGGUGUACGUGGUGGUGGAUGACAUCAUACCUGAGGCACAAGUCAGUGGAAAUGGCAGACUGGCGUCUUGGACCUCCAUCCUGGGCUUCGUUGUGAUGAUGUCACUGGACGUGGGGCUGGGCUGAGGCAACGGCAGCGAUCGUCGUUUAACCUUCAGCAAACCUCAGUUCUUUAAAAAGGGGACCAAACCCAGUGUUUUCUUUUAAAACACUGUUAUGCAAUUUAAAUUGAAUUACUGCUACUUGAAUAUGAUCGAAACGAAAAGCACCAAACUGUUUUGUUUUUGUUUGUUUGUUAAAAAAAAAGUUAUCAAGAUGUUUCUACUU
This is a messenger RNA of Nematolebias whitei (Rio pearlfish), 957 nucleotides long. Its product is annotated as zinc transporter ZIP11. Bases 1 to 756 code for a protein of 251 amino acids. Gene Ontology annotation, cellular component: membrane. Gene Ontology annotation, biological process: zinc ion transmembrane transport. The transcript has 7 exons. Lineage: Eukaryota; Metazoa; Chordata; Actinopteri; Cyprinodontiformes; Rivulidae. The record is from RefSeq and is a predicted model, not a curated record. Gene Ontology annotation, molecular function: zinc ion transmembrane transporter activity.